AUGUUUGACUGUGACUUUUUGUCAUUGCCCGAAACUGAGGCUACGUGCCUGCCAGAAACCCAUAAUCGGAGACCACGCAAGAAAGUCAGAGAAGGGCAGUUGCUUGGUGUCCGGAUCUCCAGAAUUCAGAUUUUAUAUCGUGAAGCACAGCUGAUAAAUGCAGACUGCGAGAAAUUGCCGCUAAAGUUUUUGAUUUUGCGAAAAACAGGACCAUCAACGAGUGAAACACUGUCAUCCCAUUAUGACAAAGUUGUUUUGUUUUUCAAGUAA
Messenger RNA from Plasmopara halstedii, 270 nucleotides. RefSeq lists its product as uncharacterized. Bases 1 to 270 code for a protein of 89 amino acids. NCBI's taxonomy places the organism in Eukaryota, Oomycota, Peronosporomycetes, Peronosporales, Peronosporaceae. The transcript is spliced from 2 exons. The record is from RefSeq and is a predicted model, not a curated record.